AAGACAACCCAGCAGAUAAACCUGAUUGUGACGGCAUAUAUGAUUUUCCAGGGAAUAACUCCUAUCCUGUGGGGAACGUUGGCAGAGGUGUAUGGGAGGAGGCCUGUCUAUCUCACUUCUCUCGCAUUCGUUGUGUCUACGUCUGUCGGCCUUGCGUUAGUUCCAACGCCCAAAUACUGGCUUCUUGUGCUACUGCGGUGUAUUUCCUCAUCAGGCGGUGCCGUUGUCAUCCCCCUUGGGAGCGGGAUCGUGAGUGACAUUGCUGCCACUUCGGAACGUGGAAUGUUUAUGGGAAUGGUGAAUUUGGGUCCGAUGCUAGGGCCUUGCCUGGGGCCAGUAAUAGGAGGGUUUAUCGACCGUUACCUUGGCUGGCGAGCAGUCUUUUGGUUCUUGUCAAUUUUCACUGCAUGCUGUCUUGUGCUUCACUUCUGGUUUCUCCCGGAGACAUUGCGAACCAUUCGAGGAAAUGGGAGCAUUCCUUCAAGCGGGAUCAGCAUGACACUGUUGGAUAUGUGCAGGAAGAUUUGUCGGGGUGGCAAGGAGGAACCAUGGACUGAGUUGAUGUUAGCUGCCGAACAUGAACGGAAGAUGUUCGUCGAGCAGAAGAAAACCGUUCAUCUGCUGCGCACGCUUCACUAUUUUUUCGAGAAAGACGUAUCAAUCCUUCUCUUUUUCAAUGGAGUGAACUUCAUGAAUAUGUACAUAGUCACGGCCACCACCGCGACCAUAAUGCAGGAUACAUAUGGGCUGGGUCCGAGUGAUGCAGGUCUUUGCUAUCUUCCCUUUGGUACUGGAAUGGCUGUGGGCAGUGUCAUAGCUGGAAGACUGAUCGAUCGCGAUUUCCACUCUACUCUCGCAAGCUACAUGCGGGAUCGUCGUUACGAUCGCGAAGAGCAUCUUCCAAAUUCACUGAGAGAUAUAAAGAAUGGUAAGAAAUCGUUGUCAGAAGAAGAGAUGCUCCGGUUCCCUCUUGAACAUGCAAGGCUCAAGUCGUCUCCGAUUUACGACCUUGUUCUUUGGUCCUGCAUCGUAGCCUAUGGAUGGUCUGUACAUUUUAAAGCCCAUCUUGCUGUCCCUCUCAUCUUUCAGUUCUUCCAGGGCCUUGGUCAGGUCGCAUCGAGCCAGUCUAUUACUGUGCUGUUAAUGGAUCUCUAUCCUGGAGAGGGAGCAUCCAUUGCCGCCAAUAUCUACCUGACUCGCUCCCUGAUCGGGGCUAUUGCUAUCGCGAUCAUCGAUCCGCUUCGCCGCGCCGUGGGAAUGGGCCCAGCGAUGAUGGUCAUUGUUAGCGUUCCCUUGUGCCUCCUUCCUCUCAUGUUUCUUGAACGGAGGCGUGGAAUGAGAUGGCGUCAAAAACGCGCGGCAAGAGGUGCAACUGCCAACUGCUCCGACCCGGCUCAGAAUAAUAUCCCUGAUAUCAGUGGCCGGACUACCCCGAUACAGGGGUAGAUGGCCCUAUACAGCUUUCAUCUCUUCCUAGAACUCCUAGUUGGGAUUACUUGCAAACUUCUUCGUAAUCAUCUCACCGUCAUUGUCUAUAACUCUUCGUCUGCAGCGGGUUUACAAAAACCGCGUUCUAUGGCCGUCCUCGUGCAGGACAACAACCAACAGACUGCCCCUUGUGUUCGUAUUUAUGAAUUGUGAAGCAGAAAACAAAAUGUUG
This is a messenger RNA of Cantharellus anzutake, 1660 nucleotides long. Its product is annotated as major facilitator superfamily domain-containing protein. Gene Ontology annotation, molecular function: transmembrane transporter activity. NCBI's taxonomy places the organism in Eukaryota, Fungi, Basidiomycota, Agaricomycetes, Cantharellales, Hydnaceae. The record is from RefSeq and is a predicted model, not a curated record. Bases 40 to 1446 code for a protein of 468 amino acids. Gene Ontology annotation, biological process: transmembrane transport. The transcript is spliced from 15 exons.